Messenger RNA from Scheffersomyces amazonensis, 1700 nucleotides. RefSeq lists its product as uncharacterized. The transcript has a single exon. Lineage: Eukaryota; Fungi; Ascomycota; Pichiomycetes; Serinales; Debaryomycetaceae. Gene Ontology annotation, molecular function: rRNA (guanine) methyltransferase activity; RNA binding. Gene Ontology annotation, cellular component: mitochondrion. The coding region runs from base 136 to 1383 and encodes 415 amino acids. The record is from RefSeq and is a predicted model, not a curated record. Gene Ontology annotation, biological process: rRNA methylation.
CCCAGACUCAGAAAAAAAAUUAAUGCUAGGCUGAAAAAAAUGUUUCUAGUCCAUCUCUACCAGUAUAAAAGAUCAAUUGUAAACUAUUUUAAAUAGACAAUAGAGGCAAUAACCUUUGCUUAUAGACUUCAGAAUAUGAUACCGAGACGUUUCUUUUCUCAGACUGUAAUAGGUUUGAAUAAAAGAGUUGAGUCUAACAAGUUUGUACCUAAGACUAAUCCAUUUUUUGAUGGAUCUAUGGAAAAGAAGAAAGUAUGGGAAAAGAAGGGAAUGACCAAGGAUGAGUUCUUUGGAAAGAAAUAUGGGCAUGUUAAACCAGAAGAUAGGAAAAGGUUGGAUGAAAAAGUUAAUAGACAAAGAAGAUACAGAGAAAUGAAAAGUAAUCAUUUGAAACAACGAGAUUUUGAUGAAUUUGGUCGUGGACCUUCGAUCACUAUGAGAGAAAAGCAAGAUUAUUUGUAUAAAAAUGAUAUAUCAAAAGGUGAAGAACUGUCAGUGAUAGAUUAUGUAUACGGAACUCAUGCUGUAAAGGCAGUUUUAACAGCUAAUAGGCGUGUAUCUUAUAAUAAGCUUUAUGUCAGACAUUGUAAAGAUGCUUCCCUUAUUAAGAUGGCAGAACGAUUAGGAAUUAAAGUGGAAAAUGUAGCAGGUAGAGAUGAUUUAAAUAAAUUAACUAAAAAUGGUGUUCAUAAUGGUGUAGUUCUUUGGACAAAGCCUUUAGAAAUUCCAACUAUUUACAGCUUGGAGAAAUUAUCUGAAGAAGAGGGACAAUACACAGUAACAUUUUUUGAUGAAGAAAAAAAUACAAGAUCUUCAAUUAUUAAAAAUGUCAAGAGUAAUGGUAAAAGAAAGCCACUUGGAUUAUAUUUAGAUGGUGUCACUGAUCCUCAAAAUAUGGGAAGUAUCAUUAGAAGUGCAUUUUAUUUUGGUGUAGACUUUAUUAUAACUAGUUCAGAAGUAUCUGCCAAAUUAGGUGCUGUUACUAAUAAAGCUUCGGCAGGUGCAUUAGAUUUACUGGAAAUUUACAAAGUUCAAAAUAGUUUACGUUUUCUCGAUAGAGUCCGUGCUAAUGGAUGGACAGUUAUAAGUACUUCCAAUAAACCUACAUCUACAGAUCUAGAAAAUUUGAAAACAAAGCAUUCUAAAGUUGAAGAAAAUUUAUCAAAGAAAUAUAUCGAACUUUCUGAUUUAGGUAACAUAUGCCAUCAAACUCCUGUAUUACUUGUUUUAGGUAGUGAAGGAGAAGGUAUUAGAACCCAUGUUAAGAUAAAAUCAGACUUUUUGGUGGCUAUUGAUAAGAUGCGUAAUGAUGAAGAUACUAUUGUUGAUUCUUUAAAUGUUGGUGUUGCGUCUGGUAUAUUACUCAGUAGAUGUUUAGGAUAGUCAUUUUAUAUAGUAUUUAAAUAUGUAAAUAGUUUGCAGCCGUAAUUAUACAUUGUACAUAAUAAAUUCUAGUAUUACCAGUGCUACCAUGUGAUGUGAUUAUCUUAAUUAUAAAUCUGUGGAUUAUUAGAGUGGAUUGCCGUUUCUCCCGUUUCUCCCGUUUCUCUCUCUCUGAUUUACUACCCUUUCGAAUUCAGUUAGUUAUUGCAAAGGCUAUCUAAACAAAAAUAAACCUUAAUCAAAGUCACACGACCUUUGCCGCAUUCGGUAAUUUAGUUACAUAUUUGACAUUUCCCAAUCGAGCCUAAACUAUAAUC